Molecule: messenger RNA, 480 nt
Organism: Striga asiatica
Lineage: Eukaryota; Viridiplantae; Streptophyta; Magnoliopsida; Lamiales; Orobanchaceae
Source: the annotation of a GenBank genome assembly
AUGGAAAAUAAAAGAAGAAAAGUAAAAAGACGGGGAAAAAAUCAGGUUCACUACCACGUUUUCGGUUUUGGCUCCGAUAUGAAAAUAGCUACGACAGGCUGCCUGAGUCCGAUGAUUCUUUCAUCGCUCCAUGAAGAACGCUCGGAAAUGUUGAAGAGUGGAACUAUGGGAAUCAUUGUUUUUGGAGAAAAUCACUUGACUAACCUGACGAUGGCAUCAUUUACCUCAAGACUCGCUUUCUCCCAUUUUCCCCAUAAGCCCCCGAACAUCCGAAAUUCUCGAAAACUGCUCGCCAGCGCAAAUUCCAAACGCUUUAGAUGCUUCAAUUCAAGCGCCCCCCAAUGGGAACCCGCCCCCAUAUCCUACGCACUCGGACACCAAGACACACUCAUCUUUGAAACCUUAAACUCCCCAAACGAACCUCCCGAGACCUCGAUCGCCACAAAAACCGAACACCUCACUUCCAAAAACCUCCAUUAG